GUAUGAUAUUUCCCAGUAAGUUUUCGUGUUUUAUUUUUCACCGAAUCUGAAAAACGGAGCACUUUUCAGAGCUCUUUGUACACGCGUGAUAGACACGAUCAAUCAUAAAAAUUAGCUGUAGACGCCACGCGGUCCAUCGCUGCCAACUGAGAGCAAUAUCGGCGGCGAAAGUCUGUGCCUUUGCUAAGCCUAAACGUUGCGGCCAAUGAAACAGUUCUCGCUGUUCAUACUGUUGAGACAGACAGGACGGCUUCCUGGCUCCCGGAACGAUGGUACGAGCGCGGGGUGCCGCUGAGAAGGGAGCUGAAUAGAAGUGAACAAGGUGAACAGUAUCCACCAGUCUGUGAAAUAUGUCUGACCAGACGGACCCACCAUCUGAUGGGACCUCCACCGGUCCUGAACCAUCAAGUGCUGGUGACUCUGAGGCCAUCUCUGACAUUCAGAACUACUUGGCAUCAUUUAACAAAGAGAUCCAAGGCGAUGGAGCUUCUUCAGCAGCAGUCACGACUGUUGAUGCCGUUAUCACUAGUGCAGAGACUGAUACUGCUGACACGGAGCCCUCAGUCACAACAGCCGAUGGCACCACUACUUUUUAUGUGACACAGACUGCUGAUGGCUUUCAGUAUGCGACAUCGAGUCAGGCUCAGUUCGAUGGCACCACUACGUACUACACGCCAACCCAAGCCACUUUCUACACCACCGAUGCCGACCAGGCCGCAGACGGCACUGCUACGGUGACUGCCACUGGUCAGCUGGAAGCCAUUCAAGGUUACGCCACAACAGCUGAUGGCAAGGCCUUUCCAGCUACAACCACCACGACUGAUGGUCUCCAACAGAUAGUGCUAGCUGUUGGCAAGGGCCAAGGAGCAGAGGCACGCGAAAUUGCUGUCACCAUUCCAGAUACUAUUGAUCAAGUGCGGCAUGAAACUGCGGAAGAACUGCUGAAGGCCGUUGAGCAACAAGGAAGGUCUGCAGGAGAUGGGGUGCAGUCAUCAGAUCAGCCGACAUUUGUGGCCAUGCAGCCUGGUACUGGUCAUGAUGGAAGUGAUGAGCAGCAAGUGAUCCUGAACACUGGCAACUCCUAUCAAACCGUUACAAUUGUGCCAUCGGACACAAAUCCAGGAGAAGUCAGCUAUGUGCUCAUUGUGUCCCAGCCAGAUGAGAGCAAAGAGGACUUGGCCAAAGCCGACAUGGACAUGUCUGUGUAUGACUUCCAUGAAGGAGGAGAUAAGACUGGGGCUGAAGUAGUGGCAGAGGAAGCUUCUACACCGGAGCCUGUAGCUAAAAUGCGUACCAUCAAGAUUGCACCGAAAAAGAGCCAGACGGUUACACAGGCACACAUGUGCAACUACUGCAACUACACGAGUCCAAAGCGGUACUUACUGUCUCGGCACAUGAAGAGCCAUUCAGAAGAACGACCUCACAAGUGUUCAGUGUGUGAGCGGGGUUUCAAGACAUUGGCAUCGCUGCAAAAUCAUGUUAACACGCAUACAGGCACACGCCCACACCAAUGUAAAGAAUGUGACGCGGCCUUUACUACUUCUGGAGAGUUGGUUCGUCAUGUGCGCUACCGACACACCCAUGAAAAGCCACACCGCUGCACAGAGUGCGACUACGCCUCAGUGGAGUUGAGCAAGCUAAAAAGGCACAUGCGCUGUCACACGGGUGAGCGGCCAUACCAGUGCCCACACUGCACGUAUGCCUCGCCUGACACGUACAAACUCAAACGGCAUCUGCGAAUCCAUACGGGGGAGAAGCCGUACGAGUGCGAUGUGUGCCAUGCUCGUUUCACCCAAUCCAACAGCCUAAAAGCCCACAAGCUCAUUCACUCGGGCAACAAGCCCAUCUUCCAGUGCGAGCUGUGCCCAACCACCUGUGGUCGCAAGACGGACCUUAGAAUCCACGUUCAAAAGCUGCACACGAGUGACAAGCCACUAAAAUGCAAGCGGUGUGGCAAAUCCUUCCCAGACCGCUACACAUACAAGGUGCAUGUCAAGAGCCAUGAAGGAGAGAAAUGCUUCAAGUGUGACCUGUGUCCAUAUGCGUCCAUCUCUCAACGUCAUCUUGAGUCUCACAUGCUGAUUCAUACGGACCAAAAGCCAUUCCGUUGUGAUGAAUGUGACCAGGCUUUCCGACAGAAGCAGCUGCUGAAGAGGCACAAGAAUCUUUACCACGACCCCAACUAUGUGCCUCCUAUACCCAAGGAAAAGACACACGAGUGUCCCGAGUGCUCGAAGGCCUUCCGGCACAAGGGUAAUCUGAUCCGGCACUUAGCCAUCCAUGACCCAGAAGCGACAGCAGCUGAACGGGCAGAAGCAAUGCGCAUUGGUGAGCCUAAAGGUCCAGGAGAAGAGCCGGAUGGUGAGGAGGAUGACUACAUGAUGGAGGACGAGGAGGAUGAGGACAUGGAUGAUAUGGGCAUGGAGGAUGGCAUGGUCAGCGAAGGCCAGCAGGUGGUUGUAUUUGAGGUGAUACAGAUCCCUGCAGCAGAUGGUGUAACAAUGGAGCAGCAUGCAAUACGAGCAGUUCCUGAAGAUGCGCUGCGCAUGACAAGCAAUGGUGGCGUCCUCACUAGUGCUGACGGCCAAGAGCUCACCAUCAUUCAGCAGGUUCCUCAGGAUCAAUCUGUAGUCACUGAGGUGGUGAACAAAGCUGCACUUUUGCCAUUGAAACGACCACGUGGACGGCCAAGAAAGUACGCCACUAUGGAGGCAGCUGCAAGCAAUCAGGGUGAGGAGGUUCUGGGCAUGGGCAAGGCAGAACUGGAUGCACCGCAGAGAGAAGCUGAGAUGGCACGGAGACGGCUUGAACAGAAGCAAAAAGACAUGGAGGAGUGCUUUGGUUUCAAUGAUGAAGAGGACGAGACAAUAUUGGCAAUGCCAGCUGCACCAGGGGUGAAUGGACCAAGUGAAGAGAAGGUUCAAGAUGGCACCACGACCACCUAUAUAUUAAUGCAGGAAAAUGGUGACGCUGUUUAGGCGGGUUUCUGCCAUACUUCACUGCAAUGUCUCAUCACUCCUGCCAGCAGGGAUUUCAGCUGACCCCAUUUUUUUUCUCCUGUGUUUUUGUUUGGUUGUUCCACGAACAGUUGACUUUUCUUUUCCCUCUGUGUUGUUGUUUAGUUGUUCUAUGGAGAGCUGACCUGUUUUUUCCUUCUCCUGUGUUUUUGUUUAGUCGUUCCAUAGCAUCACUGAACCACUGUAGUAGCAUGUCAUCCCAGGUUUCUUCCCGUCUGCACUCUCUCAUUUUUGUGCUGCCAGCUCUGUUUAUGAAACAGUGAAACAUUGAAACAUUGUCGACUCUACCGUAAAUGGUGUCAGGAGCUUUCAGUCAUCUGUAUGAUAAAUAUUGAGUUUAUGUCUCACUUAAAAUGCUUUGAGCGUGAAUGAUCGUUGUAUGAGCAUAUAUCUGUUGUACAGUUGCCAUAGGUCAGCACCUACUUGUGCUCCUCUUUUUUUUUUUCGCAUCUAGAAAGAGUGCAUCACUACUUUCAGCUGUGUGAUUUCAGUGAAUGAAAGGUUGCUUUAUAUAUCUUUUUUCAUUGCCUUGUAAUGGAGAAAGAUGUUUUGGUUCCCCAAGGCUUUCAAAGCGUGAUAUGUUCAUGUUUUGGCCCCCCGCCUCAUGGUCUAAGUCAGUCUCUGUGUGGUUUUGGCUUGAAAGUGUACCUGGCAUCUCUGUUUUGAAGUCUUGUGGGCUCCUUUGUUUUUAUGUACACUGUGUCCUUCAUCAGAGAAAAUUAUCAUGAUCAUUAUUUGUUGACCUUUCUUCUCAUUAUCAUAAAGCACCAGCUGUGUAACACAGUAGUGUGAAAAAUGUGAUUAAACAUCAGUGUAAUUGUUUUGUAAAUACAUGCAUCACUUUUCAGCACACACACAGUGCAUUUUUUGGCACACCAUCUCCAUACAUGCAAUGAUGUAGAUUGUUACUGGGGUGUGCAUUGGUA
Rhipicephalus sanguineus (brown dog tick) is the source of this 3943-nucleotide messenger RNA. It is a transcript of the gene CTCF, whose product is annotated as zinc finger and BTB domain-containing protein 17. The transcript has 11 exons. Gene Ontology annotation, cellular component: nucleus. The record is from RefSeq and is a predicted model, not a curated record. Bases 351 to 2978 code for a protein of 875 amino acids. NCBI's taxonomy places the organism in Eukaryota, Metazoa, Arthropoda, Arachnida, Ixodida, Ixodidae.